This is a messenger RNA of Quercus lobata, 1694 nucleotides long. Its product is annotated as E3 ubiquitin-protein ligase SIRP1-like. The transcript is spliced from 2 exons. Gene Ontology annotation, cellular component: cytoplasm. Lineage: Eukaryota; Viridiplantae; Streptophyta; Magnoliopsida; Fagales; Fagaceae. The record is from RefSeq and is a predicted model, not a curated record. Gene Ontology annotation, molecular function: ubiquitin protein ligase activity. Bases 324 to 1481 code for a protein of 385 amino acids. Gene Ontology annotation, biological process: protein ubiquitination.
ACAAAAGGUAUAGGAAGAGAGAAGAAAACAAAUAAAAGAAAAAGGAAAUAGAGGAAGAGAAAGAGAGGGGAAAACGCGGUUGGGUUGUCCUUGUUCGCAAUCAAUAGAAUCUUUCCAUUCCAUUGAUUACCAUCUUCUUUUUACCUCUCUUUCUCUCUCUCUCUCUCACUUUCAUUUCAUUCCUUCUUUCCUCUCUUACUAAUACAAUUAAAAAAAAAAAACACAAAAACACAGCUUUUGUGGUGAUGUGUUGUGAGGUGGGCUAAGAAUCUAAGGUAGUAGUGGUGGUGGUGGUGGUGGGGAAAGAAGAGAGAAGAAAAAAAAUGGAGGAAACUAUGGCAGCAAGGUAUUGGUGUCACAUGUGUUCACAAAUGGUGAAUCCUGUUAUGGAAGCUGAUAUCAAAUGUCCCUUUUGCCAAAGUGGUUUUAUUGAAGAAAUGAAUAGCACUGCUGGGGAUAACCAAGACCCUGAAACCGAAUUUGGAUCUGACCGUGCCCUCUCUUUAUGGGCCCCCAUCUUGCUCGGCAUGAUGGGCAAUCCUCGCCGCCGGCGGACUAGGCGUCUUGAUUUCGAGGAGGAGGAGGAGGAGGAGUAUGAGGAGGAUAACAAUGAUGAUAAUGGCGAGUCACGCCAUGGGGGUGAGGCUGAUAUGGAGCGUCAAUUUGAAUCCAUUCUUAGGAGGAGGAGAAGAAGCUCAGCAACUAUACUACAAUUGCUCCAAGGCAUUCGAGCUGGAAUGCAAUCUGAAAUGUCUGAGAAUUCGGAGGGUGAUAGGGAUAAUAGGGAUAGGGAUAGAGAGAGGGAAAGAGAAAGAGAACGCGUAAUUUUGAUCAACCCUUUUAAUCAAACUGUGAUUGUUCAAGGGUCUUUUGAUUCAAACCGGGGUCAAGGUGAGAAUCAGAGCCCCAUUGGGUCACUAGGUGAUUACUUCAUUGGUCCUGGUUUAGAUUUAUUGCUGCAGCAUUUGGCUGAGAAUGACCCCAAUAGAUAUGGGACACCACCGGCACAAAAGGAGGCCAUUGAAGCAUUGCCUACUGUGACAAUUAAGGAUAAUUUGCAGUGUUCAGUGUGUUUAGAUGAUUUUGAGAUGGCUGCUGAAGCAAAGCAGAUGCCUUGUAAGCAUAAAUUUCAUAGUGGGUGUAUUCUGCCUUGGCUUGAGCUUCAUAGUUCUUGUCCAGUAUGUAGGUUCCAGCUGCCUGCUGAUGAGACAAAGCGUGAUUCAGAUGAUGGGUCUAGAAACAGUACUAAUACCCCAAGAGCGAGUAGUGAGAGCGGUCAAGUUAGUGGCGAAGAAGGAGAAGGAGAUGGAGAUGGAGAUGGGAGAAGUGGAAAUACAAGAAGGUUUUCGUUUUGGCCAUUUGGUAAUUUGUUUUCAUCUUCAGGACCUCAAUCUGGUGGAGGUAAUUCUUCCUCAACACCGUCAUCUUCGUCGGCUAAUGCAACUGGAAGUGGGAAUGCAUCUCAAACAGAUGAGAAUUGAAUAUAUUUUCCUCAGUCAUUAUAUGAGUUUAAUGUUCAAUAUAUUGCCAGAAUGUUCAAAACAGCCCUUAUGUAUAUAGUAUCUUACUGCAUCCGAAUCUUGCAAGAACGAUUUGUGUUUUCAAUCUUGUAAAUCACUUGCUACCCUCUUAAAAGAAUCUCUGUUCUUCUUAAUUUGCCUACUGUUAUAUUGUAUAAAUUUAUUUUUCAUUCA